Molecule: messenger RNA, 2113 nt
Organism: Hyposmocoma kahamanoa
Lineage: Eukaryota; Metazoa; Arthropoda; Insecta; Lepidoptera; Cosmopterigidae
Product: UNC93-like protein
Exons: 10
Coding region: 91-1473 (460 amino acids)
Biological process (GO): regulation of muscle contraction; regulation of potassium ion transport
Cellular component (GO): striated muscle dense body; plasma membrane
Molecular function (GO): potassium channel regulator activity
Source: RefSeq, a predicted model, not a curated record
ACAAAGACACUGGCUUUGGAAGAAAAGCACAGUGGGAAGGAAGUCGUGAAAUCGGAAGAGGCAUGGAGAGUAUUGAAGAAUGUAGUGAUUAUGAGUAUCGCCUUCAUGGUGCAGUUCACAGCAUAUAGUGGUGCAGCGAAUCUACAAAGCUCUAUCAAUGCAGAAGCAGGUUUAGGCACUGCAUCUCUUGCAGCUGUUUAUGCGGGGCUCAUAUUUUCUAACAUAUUUCUUCCGGUUUUAGUUAUUAAAUGGCUGGGAACAAAAUGGGCGAUUUCUCUCUCAUUCAUCACAUACAUGCCAUACAUAGCUUCUCAACUCUAUCCGAGGUUUUACACGUUGAUUCCAGCUGGCCUUAUUGUCGGGUUAGGUGGAGGACCUCUUUGGUGUGCAAAGUGUACGUAUAUCACUGUGCUUUCAGAAUACCACAGUAAGAUUUCCAAUAUCCCGGCUGAAGCUCUACUAGCACGCUUCUUUGGAUUGUUCUUCAUGAUUUUCCAAAUGAACCAAGUUUGGGGUAACCUUAUAUCUUCUAUAGUAUUGUCGACUGGGGACAACAAAGCAGCAGUGACAGCCGUGAACGCGUCUGCAAUUCCAUAUGUAUGUGGUGCCAACUUUUUGCCUAAUGAUGAUGCCGAUGAUGUGCUGUUAGCUCAGCCACACGAGAAGAUCGAGAUGCUCGUAGGUAUUUAUUUGGCAUGUAUGGCCGCGGCAGCUUUCAUCGUUGCUGUAGGAGUUGAUUCUAUGAAAAGAUAUGAUAUAGGAAGACCAAGUUCUGGCUCAGGUCUAUCAGGGUUUGCAUUACUGGUAGUCACAUUGAGACUAAUGUUUCAUCCCAAACAACUAUUGAUGGUUAUUAUGAACAUAUUUGUAGGCUACCAACAGGCGUAUUUUGGUGCUGAUUUCACAGCGGCAUUCGUCUCAUGUAUCAUUGGUACGGGGGCAGUUGGAUUCGUGAUGAUGACUUAUGGUUUAGCUGAUGCCAUUGGUUGUAUACUCACGGGAUACAUAGCCAAAUUUACAGGCCGGGUGGCGCUUAUUUGCAGCGCAACGGCGAUAAACACAGCUAUGUUUAUAACAAUACUAUUAUGGAGGCCGCAGGCUCACUUAAGUUACACGCUGUACGUUUUUGCUGUUAUCUGGGGGCUCUGCGACUCCGUAUGGAUGGUGCAACUUAAUGCUUUUGUUGGCACGCUCUUUCCUGGCCAAGAAGAAGCAGCCUACGCUAAUUUCAGGCUCUGGGAAUCAGUCGGUUACAUUAUCGCGUACGUCAUCUCUCCUUAUCUUCGCAUUAGUGAAAAGACCUACCUCCUUCUUGUCAUGAUGUUCGUAGGAGUUUUCUUGUUUUUCAUUGUAGAAUUCAAAGAAAGUAGGAAUCGGAAUUGCCUUGUGAUUAAUAACGACUGUGAUAAGGAGUCAAAACUUAAAGAUAAGUCCUACAAAGGAAAUGAUAAUCCGGCUUUCCAAAAUUCGUAACUAGGAUAUUGAUUUUUAGAUGAAAAUAAUUUAAUAACUACCUAAAACCGGUAACUGAUGGAAUGUUAAAAGGGAUUAAACUAACCGUUACGUGUUCUAGAAACACGUACAAAUCAUCACUCCUGUUUUCCAGAGAUUACGGACCUACGCUCCUGACAAACCUUCUUCGCCUCCUCCACUCCCGUCAGUGUCUUCAUAUAUGCCCGUUUAUUCUUGGUAUUUCUAACUCGGCCUUCUAUGAGAUAUAUACGCCGAGGUCUACUUCUCCCCACGGCUCCACAUUCGCUCUAUAAACUUGUGCCGUCAAUCCACCAACCUUAAUUCUUUAAAAAUUGUGAGUGAAAACACAGCUGUGCAUUAGAUACGUCCUGUAGCUCUAAAACACUGCAGUGCUACAAUCGUUAGGGACACUGUGUUUCUAGGCUGCGUGACGGGUUAAGUUUUUUAUUUUAUUUAAUUCCCCUUUCUAAUAAUUUUAUUUACAUACAACGUUACCAGUAAUUAUAUAUAUAUAUAUAUAUACACACACACAUACGAAAAUAAUGUCUUCUACCAUACAAUAAGUUUACCAGUAAUUAUAUAUAUACAUAUAUAUACACACACAUACGAAAAUAAUGUCUUCUACCAUACAAUAAGUAUA